Molecule: messenger RNA, 468 nt
Organism: Stereum hirsutum FP-91666 SS1
Lineage: Eukaryota; Fungi; Basidiomycota; Agaricomycetes; Russulales; Stereaceae
Exons: 3
Coding region: 1-468 (155 amino acids)
Source: RefSeq, a predicted model, not a curated record
AUGUCUCAAGCUCAAGACGUUCAACCUCUCGCCGAAGAGGUCAAGAAAUUCCCCUCCUACGAGGCCGCCGCCAAAGCGGCCUGCGCUUGGGUAGAGCAAGGCAAGGUCAAAGUGGAUCGUACCAAACUGCGAAUAUAUCCAAGCAAAGCUGGUCCGGUCAAAGGACGCGUCGCGCUCCUACGCGACAGCGGCAUACUCGAAGAUAUCGUCCGCCUCGACAAUGACGACACAGGCAAAGGCAUCCACUGGAACGCGAAGAACCUCUCCGAUACUUUGAAGAAGUUCGCCGCCUGCGAAGAGCGCACGAUCAAGAUGAAGGAGAACGAGCGUUUGAGCCUGUUCUAUGAUUAUCUGCAGGCUCUCGAGAAUUUGUCCGCUGAGACUAUCUGGGAUUGGUGGAGGACGGGGAAGAAGCCGACACAUGUCGCCGAGGUGGACGCGGGGGUGGAGGCAGAGGCGCAAGAGUAG